This is a messenger RNA of Tuber melanosporum (Perigord truffle), 3360 nucleotides long. RefSeq lists its product as uncharacterized. NCBI's taxonomy places the organism in Eukaryota, Fungi, Ascomycota, Pezizomycetes, Pezizales, Tuberaceae. Gene Ontology annotation, biological process: response to oxidative stress. The record is from RefSeq and is a predicted model, not a curated record. The transcript is spliced from 6 exons. Bases 1 to 3360 code for a protein of 1119 amino acids. Gene Ontology annotation, molecular function: peroxidase activity; heme binding; iron ion binding.
AUGGCCUCUAAUGGUGAUGGCACCAAUGGUGCCACGAACGGUGAUAGCAAAUACGCUACACAGUCAAAGCCCCCUCCGCCCGUCGCAAAACCUACGAGAGCGGCAGUGGAUAGUACCUUUGAACAAUUCUCAAACUUAUUACAUGCUUCUAACCGCCCCCUACCAAACAGAUUCGGGGACGGAAAGGAUCAGAGGCCCCCAGAGCUUAAACCAACUGGAGUAUUGACCGACAUUAACACAUUGAGACGUGGGGGGUUCUUUUGGGAGAGUGUGGGAACGCUAUGGGAUUUCCUCAAGCAGAAGGCAAAGGGUGGAGCGGUAGACGACAAGACUAUGAUUAUGGAACGUGUCAUACAACUUACUUCACGACUCCCGCCAACAAGCAAAGCUCGCGUUGCCUUGACCACACUCCAGGUAGAUCAACUUUGGGACUCGCUCCAACACCCUCCGUUAUCUUAUCUCGGUGAUGAGUUCUCUUAUCGCCAGGCAGAUGGUGGAUACAACAACAUAAUGUACCCUCAACUGGGUCGUGCGGGCUCCGCAUAUGCGAGAUCUGUGAAGCCAAUGACAAAGAUGCCCGGAGCACCACCAGAUGCAUACACGCUUUUCGACAGGAUCUUCUCUCGAGGACCUAACGAUGAGCACUUCCGUGAACACGAUAACAACGUCAGUAGUAUGUUGUUUUAUACCGCGACUAUUAUUAUUCAUGACUUGUUCCGAACCAACCGGGAGAAUCAAAAUAUCUCGGAUACAUCAUCAUACCUGGACCUGGCGCCGCUCUAUGGAAGCAGUGUAGAGGACCAGUCCAAGAUCAGGACAUUCCAGGACGGAAAGAUCAAGCCGGACAGUUACAGUGAAAAGAGGUUGCUGGCUUUCCCCCCGGGUGUUUCGGUAUUGCUCAUCAUGUUUGGGCGGUUCCAUAACUACGUUGUUGAGAAUCUCAAGGCCAUUAAUGAGGGUGGACGAUUUAACCUAAAGUUCCCCAGAUACCCUAAUGGGGAUGAUGAGGUUACCAGGCAGGCAAAGGCCCUGAGGCAGCAGGACGAAGACUUGUUCCAGACUGGUAGAUUGGUCACCUGUGGUCUAUACAUCAACUUUAUCCUCAACGACUACCUGAGGACUAUUGUCAACUUGAACCGAGUAGACACCACCUGGACACUUGAUCCGCGAUUUGAGGCUAGCAAGGUUUACAAUCCCGAUGGAACUCCUGCUGGUAUUGGUAACAUGGUCUCUGCCGAGUUCAACUUGAUCUACAGAUGGCACUCUUGCAUUUCCAAGCGUGACGAUCAAUGGACAAAGGAUUUCUACCAGGGUCUGUUCCCCGGGAGGGAUGCCAGUGACAUUGAAAUGCCCGAGUUCACUAGAGGUGUCGGUAGGUGGGAGAGGAGCCUCAGCGACGACCCCAUCCAGCGGAACAUCGCCGGUUUAGAGCGCAAAGCCGACGGCAGUUAUCAUGACGACGACCUAGUGAAGAUCCUCACAGAGAGCGUCGAAGAUGUUGCAGGUGCCUUUGGUGCGCGCAAUGUUCCCCAUGUCCUCCGCCUUGUUGAGGUAUUGGGUAUUGAGCAAUCCCGCAAGUGGAUGGUCGGCUCCUUGAACGAACUCCGCGAGUUCUUCGGACUUAAACCACACGCAACCUUCGAGGAUAUCAAUCCCGACCCGGCCGUGGCCAACACACUCAGGCAGCUUUACGAUCACCCGGACUUCGUUGAGAUGUAUGCUGGUCUCGUGGCCGAAGCCGACAAGAAGCCGAUGGUUCCGGGUGUCGGUAUCGGACCCACAUACACCAUCUCCCGUGCCAUUCUCAGUGACGCUGUUACUCUAGUUCGCGGUGACAGGUUCUACACUGCCGAUUACACUGCCUCCCACUUGACCAACUGGGGUCUUCAGGAGGCAUCUUCUGAUCUGGCUACCGUCUAUGGAUGCGUGGGAUAUAAGCUGAUUCUCAAGGCUUUCCCGAACCACUUCAAGUUCAACUCCAUCUACGCACACUACCCACUCACCAUCCCGCAAGAGAACCACAAGAUCCACACUGCUCUAAACUCGGUUGAUCAAUUCGAUUUCGAGAGACCGGUCUACACUCCUCCCCGCAUUCCCAUCUCAUCCUACAACGCCACGAAACAGAUUCUGUGCGAUGCUGAAAACUUCAAGGUCACCUGGGGUGCUGGGUUCGACUUUAUCAUGAGGGCGGAUUUCAUGUUGAGCGGUGAUAAGCCGUCCAAUUCCGAACAGAAACAGUUUGUCCGCGACCGGUUGUACCUUGGGGGUGUAGAUUGGAAGCAACAGAUUAGGCAAUUCUACGAGGAGGCUACGGAGAAGUUGAUCCGGAAGAAGGCAUACAGCCUCGGUGAUACUUACCAAGUCGAUGCAGUUAGAGACAUCGGAAAUAUCGCCCAGACAAUCUUUGCAGCGUCAAUCUUUAAUCUACCGAUGAAGAGCGAGGAUCACCCAAAGGGAAUCUACACGGAACAAGAGCUCUACAUGAUCCUGUGCGUCAUGUUCAUAGUCAUCUUCUUUGACAUUGACUCCAGCAAGUCAUUCCCGCUACGCCAGGCGGGAUUCAAGGUAGUCCGCCAAUACGGCACUCUCGUGGAAGCCCAGGUCAAAGCCAUCAAGAACUGGUCAUGGCUCCAAGGGGUCUGGGAUCCACUCAAUAUUCGCGGGCGCAACAAGUCCUCCCCGCUCAAAUCUUAUGGCUGGACGAUGAUCAAGCGUCUCCUCGACACCGGAAAAUCUCCAUACGACGUGACCUGGUCGUACAUUGUUCCCACAGCAGGGGCAUCGGCACCAAACCAGGGCCAGAUAUUCGCCCAGGUCCUGGACUUCUACCUAGAAGACAGGAAUUCUCAUCACCUCGCCGAGAUCCAACGACUGGCGCAAUCGGGCGCGGUGGACGCCUGGGAAACUAUCAAGAAGUAUGCUCUCGAAGGCGGCCGUCUCGCCGGCACUUUUGGCCUCUACCGCCGCGUCGAGCCGGAUAACAUCACGAUCGAAGACAACGGACGCAACAUCGAACUCCGAAAGGGCGACAUGGUAUUCGUAAAUUUCAUCACCGCCUCCCGCGAUCCCGUGGUCUUCCCCGACCCGCUCGAAAUCAAACUUGACCGACCUGAGGCUAGUUACAUGCAAUACGGCGACGGCCCGCACGAAUGCCUUGGAAAGGCGGCGAAUAUCAUUGGCCUCACUACCAUGCUUAUGCAAUUUGGUAAGCUCAAGGGGUUGAGGAGAGCGCCCGGACCACAAGGAGCGCUCAAGUAUAUUCCUAAGCCGGGUGGCUUCAAGGUUUACAUGAAGGAGGACUGGAGCGCAUACUGGCCCUUCCCGACGAGUAUGAAGGUUAGGUUUGACGAUAUUAUUUAG